GCACUUGGAAGAAGCGGAAAAAACAGCAUGGGUGAGCCCAGAGGCGGGACUUCAGCCGUGGUGAGAAAGUCUCAUAUCCGAGGCUUAGUCAUUUCGCCUGUCGGCUGAGAAAAUUGAAGCGGCUCCUGCGGUGGCUGGAGAAUGUCCAGCUUUCACAAAAUGAGUCAAAUUAAAGCAUUCCUAUCUUUUCUUUGGAACUUGGCAAUACUUUGUAAUUUCUGCUUAACUGCCUUGCCACAGAAACCUGAAAAUAUUUCUUGCUUUUAUCAUUACAAACAUAUUCUUAAUUGUAGCUGGAUUUCUGGAAGAGAAAUACCCAAUGAUACAAACUGCACUAUUAGCACAAACGGAAAGGACAAACCUGGUAAAAUGAAAGAUGGUUCGUGUAUAGUAGAACAGGUUUUAUUUGUGGAUUAUAUCACACAAGUCAAAGUACCAAUGUUUGGAGAAGAAGGAUUCAAUGUGACCCCCCAAUAUAAGAAAUACAUAGUGAAACCUGGUCCUCCUCAAAUAAUGAAAGUGGAAGGGAUGAAGGAAAUGCUAAGAGUUCACUUGAGAAAAAAACCAGAAGAACCAGAUUAUGAUCCUUUUAUGUGCCAGAUUCAGUACCAAGCCACAGCAAAAAACAUUUCAGCAAACAUCAGUAUCCCGAUCGAACAUUAUGUCAGAAAUCAAAUUGCAAAUCUCACUGGCCUAUGGAAUUUUACAAAUUAUACAGUUGCUGUUCGGUGUAGGCUUCGUGAGCCCCAUGAGUCAAGUCCCUGGAGUGAAUGGAGCAACAAAGUAACAGGCAGAACAGAAGAACAAGCCCCUUUGAAAGUAGACUUAUGGAGAGUAAUUGAAACUAUUCAUCCUAAUGAAAGAAGGGUGCACCUUUUGUGGGAGGUAAAUAAAGGAUUCCCAUCUUCAGGAAUCAUAACUGGCUAUACAGUAAGAUACAUUGCAGAAAACAGCAACAUUACUUUUGAAAAAAAAUACAGUCAGAAAGAGCUUGUCAUUCUCAGCCUGACGGAGGAUGCCUACAAUAUCAGUUUUACUGCUCAUAACAGUGCUGGAGAGUCUCCUGAAGCUACUAUUAGAGUUCCAUCAUCAAAAGAUGAAAAAACAAUGAAACCAAAAAUUGUUCAUCUGAAGGCUUCUGCUUUGAAAGAGAAAAUGAAUUUGACAUGGGAUUUAACAGAUUCAGAAAUAGAUGGUUAUCUUAUCGAGUGGUAUGAGUCGGAGGAAAACACAUACAAGCGAUCUUGGCAUAAAAUAAGAAAUACCACAAAAUGGACUUCCCCCAAAGGAAUCUUAAAAAAAUUUAAAUGCUAUAAUUUUUCAGUAUACCCUUUGUGUAAAGAUGAAAUAAAAAAGCCAACUUCCAUCAGUAUCUACUUCCAUGAAAAUGUCCCAUCUAGUGGUCCUGACCCUGAACUGGAAAAUGUUGGUAAAGAUUAUGCCACCAUAAAAUGGAAAGAAAUUCCAAAAUCAAAAAGGAAUGGUGUGAUUAUUAACUAUACUAUAAUAUAUGAAACAGACAACAAACUACUGGAAGAAACUGUGGAUGGCAGUAUCUUGAAAUACAAACUUAAGUCUUUGCAACCCCUCACCAAUUACAAAGUUUGGAUUAAGGCAAACACCACCAUUGGAGGAACAACUGGAAGUCAACUGUCCUUUUUUACUGUACUACUUAGUACAACAGACAUUAUCCUUGCAGCUAUCUUCAUUGGAAUAUUCAUGACAUGCCUCUUAAGUUUUGGACUAUUAUGGGCUUUAAAAUAUAAAAUGAUAAAACGAAUUUGCUGGCCUCAGAUUCCACAUCCUGUAAUAGCAAGUUGUCCUGCUGUAUCUCAGAAAUUCAUAUUGGGGAACUCAUCUUCUGAGGAUGACAUCAAUAUUUUGAAAAUUGAUACUUGCAAUGAGAAUGAAUUGCCAUUGCUGAAUCCUGAAAACCGCUUCAAACAAGCAAAUAUUACUGCGGAAAUUAAGGUUGCUGGUCAAGGGACUUUUUGCAGUGGAGAAUACAAAGCUCUAGAAUUUUUUCUCUCAGUAUCAUCUUUGAACCAUGACUUCAAGAAUCAAACAUUUCUAACUACAAGAAGGCAUUCUGAAAGUUCUGCAAAAGAAGAAAUGCAAUAUCAGGAAAAUUUACAGGAGAAAACUGAAUUUAAUUCAUAUUUGAAAAACUCUAUUCAAGAGAGUUCCUGGAUUGCGAGAAUGUAGACAAAAUACAAAAUAAAUUGAAACCCAGCAUGCUUCUUUGGACUGUUGUAGUGCUGAGGAUCCUUAUGUAGCACCAGAUACAGUUAAAUUACUCUCAAAGUAUUAAUUACAAUUUUUUUUAAAAAAAUAAAUAAAUUAUGGGGCACCCUGCUUGUAACUGCUGUUUUACUAAACAAUGAGCAUGUAAGUUCUGCACGUUUUUUAAAUUAUUGCAUAAAUUUGUUUCAGACUUGAUUAUUAGGUAGGUAUAAAACAUUCACACCAGGGUGUCAUGUUUCAUGCUUGCUCUGUUUCCUAAUAAAAUAUAGUGAUAGGUUGAAUAGAAAAAAGUGGUCUGAGAAACUUUGGAUAUAGAAGAAAAUGCUGUUAGGAGUUGCACAGUAUCACAUAUCCUUACUUUUUGACCCAAAGAGCUGAAAAUAUACUUUUCCUACUUAAACAAUUUGUUAAGGCAUCAGGCUAGAACCUAGGAGACUGUGAGUAUUAGCCCUUCCUUUGACCAUCAUUCUCUGUCAUCCCAGCCCACUUCAAAUGGUUGUUGUGGAUAAAAUAGGAGGAGUUGUUUAUAAAAGAAUAAAGGCAGAAUAAAGUAUAAUAAAAAAUAAAAUAUAUUUGUUGGAUAUGCUUUUGUUGCAAAUAUGGUCAAAGCUAUGCCUUCUUAAAAUUUUUGAUAUCACAGAUCUCAAAUAUGUUACAUGUGGAGGGGAAAAUGAAGUCAUAUAAUUGUCAAUCGAAACAAUUGAAUGUGUUGUAAAGAUUAGUAUAAAAAGGUUAUGUAGAAAUAAAUAUAAAUAUAUAAAGGCUUUGUAUCAUUUGUAUUUGUACUUAGUGGUUGAAAUGUUUUCAUUCUGUCAAAAAAUGUAAAUCUAGAAAGGUCACUUUAAAGAGUUCAUAUUUUAUAUAAUGUCAGAGUUCAAGAUUUCUUGGGUAAAAGUUGUUUCUAUUGAUGCCAUAAUGCUUUUGCCUGAAUAAAUGGUUCUCAGAA
Crotalus tigris (Tiger rattlesnake) is the source of this 3190-nucleotide messenger RNA. It is a transcript of the gene IL31RA, whose product is annotated as interleukin 31 receptor A. The coding region runs from base 142 to 2205 and encodes 687 amino acids. Gene Ontology annotation, molecular function: cytokine binding; cytokine receptor activity. The transcript has 15 exons. NCBI's taxonomy places the organism in Eukaryota, Metazoa, Chordata, Lepidosauria, Squamata, Viperidae. The record is from RefSeq and is a predicted model, not a curated record. Gene Ontology annotation, cellular component: signaling receptor complex; external side of plasma membrane. Gene Ontology annotation, biological process: cytokine-mediated signaling pathway.